AUGGCCGACAAUGACAAGCCAGAAACCUCUGGUGAGCCUCAAGGCCGCCAUGUGAUCUACUGUGGCGUUUGCACCCUUCCCCCAGAGUACUGCGAAUAUGGCGGCACUGUCAAAAAGUGUCAGGACUGGCUUGAAAAGCACCAUCCCGACCUGUAUGCCAACAUAUGGUCGCAAGAGGCUCUGGAGGCAGCGACUGCAUCCCUCUCCGUCGACGCACAGAAGCGAGCUGCCAAAGACGCACAGAAGAAGGCGGCUAAGGCCGAGGCUGCCGAAGCCAAACAAGCCGACAAGUUGGCCAAGAGUGUCGUCACCAUUAAGAGGAUCGAGCGCAACAAAAGAAAGUUCGUCACGUCCGUCUCCGGUCUUGAGUCUUUCGGGCUGGAAAACAAAAAGGUCGCCAAGGAGUUUGGAAAGAAGUUUGCUACUGGCUCAUCUGUUACCAAGACCCCGAGCGGUGGCGAGGAGAUUGUAGUACAGGGCGAUGUCAGUGACGAGAUUGAGGAGUUUUUGUUGGAGAAGUAUAAGGAGAUACCCGAGGACAACAUAGAGCUGGUGGAAGACAAGAAGAAGAAGGCCAGCGCGCCGGCUUAG
Colletotrichum graminicola M1.001 is the source of this 591-nucleotide messenger RNA. RefSeq names its product density-regulated protein DRP1. The record is from RefSeq and is a predicted model, not a curated record. Gene Ontology annotation, biological process: formation of translation preinitiation complex; translation reinitiation. Lineage: Eukaryota; Fungi; Ascomycota; Sordariomycetes; Glomerellales; Glomerellaceae. Bases 1 to 591 code for a protein of 196 amino acids. The transcript has 4 exons. Gene Ontology annotation, molecular function: mRNA binding; translation initiation factor activity.